AUGGUCUCCAUUCGCAACAUCCUCGUUAUUGCCACUAUCCUUGCCCCAGUUUUCGCUUUCCCAGCGGAUAUCCCUGAUAAAUGUCUUCCUGGUAGACGUUGUGCCACUGAGUGCUGCGCUGCCGAUCAAAUAUGCGUCACCGAUGAGAAAUUCCCUGAUGGCCACUGCGUCGACCGUGGUAUUGUUCCUACUCCACGCAUCUGUCUUCCAAAUAGACAGUGCGGCCUCGAUUGCUGCCGUGCGGACCAAAAAUGCGUGAAGGAUGAGAAGACUGGCGACGAGAAGUGCGUUGAUAGUGGAAUUGUUCCUCCAAAGAAAACACCUCUUCCUUGUAUCCCCGAGCAAGUUUGUGCGGACGACUGCUGCCAGGCUGACGAGAUUUGUGUCGAGAAGGUUAAAGGGGCUGGGUUGGUUUGUGUGAACCGAGGAAUUGUUCCUGUUUAA
Molecule: messenger RNA, 444 nt
Organism: Orbilia oligospora ATCC 24927
Lineage: Eukaryota; Fungi; Ascomycota; Orbiliomycetes; Orbiliales; Orbiliaceae
Exons: 4
Coding region: 1-444 (147 amino acids)
Source: RefSeq, a predicted model, not a curated record